Molecule: messenger RNA, 1557 nt
Organism: Strongylocentrotus purpuratus (purple sea urchin)
Lineage: Eukaryota; Metazoa; Echinodermata; Echinoidea; Camarodonta; Strongylocentrotidae
Product: deleted in malignant brain tumors 1 protein-like
Exons: 5
Coding region: 191-1492 (433 amino acids)
Cellular component (GO): membrane
Source: RefSeq, a predicted model, not a curated record
UGUAUGAUUUUUUUUUUUUUACUUUGUAUUUACCAUCGUGACGUUGUGCCUUGAAUAAAAGAAAUAUCUCAGCAUUGUGCGGGGAUGUCAGUGUGGCGCACCGCAAUAACAGGAACUUUGUGUAUACUAUAUUUAUAGUUGUUGUGUGAGUGAUAAUUGAGUCGUGCGUACUUACGUUCACUGCAUCAAAAUGGCGCCCGGUAAUAUGCCAUGCUCGUUUUGGUGGCGACUUAUUGUCGUACUUUUCUGGUUAAAUAGUGUCUACAGUCAGGCAACCGAUAGUGUACGACUUGUGAAUGGUCCAUCGCCCAGUGAAGGAAGAGUAGAGAUUUUGUACAAUGGCCAAUGGAACACCAUCUGUGAUGACUACUGGCAUCUCGAAGAAGCACAGGUUGUAUGUCGUCAGCUUGGCUAUAGCACCGAUAAUAUCGUGGCAAGGAGUUUAGCCUUCUAUGGUCGAGGAUCAGGACCGAUUCAACGAGCCCAAUGUGAUGGUUGGGAGUUUACCUUGGAAUCCUGUACUCUGACUUCAGGGGAUUACGCAUGUGGCCAUUAUCAGGAUGCAGGAGUAAGAUGUGAGGAACCCUAUAGUGUACGACUUGUAAAUGGUCCAUCGCCCAGUGAAGGAAGAGUAGAGAUUUUGUACAAUGGCCAAUGGAACACCAUCUGUGAUGAUAACUGGAAUUAUGAUGAAGCAGAGAUUGUUUGUCGUCAGCUUGGCUAUGGCACUGAUAAUGUAACACCAAGGAGUUUAGCCUACUAUGGUGAAGGAUCAGGACCGAUUCAACGAGUCCACUGCUGGGGUUGGGAGGAUAGCUGGGAAUCAUGUACUGUGUCUUCAGGGGAUUCCUCAUGUGGCCAUUAUGAGGAUGCAGGAGUAAGAUGCGGGACCGACGUUUCCACAACCUUAGAUCCAUUUCAAUGGCUAACGACAACCACAGGCUAUUAUGGUGGAAUCUAUGACGUACGGCUCGUAAACGGUCCAUCGCCCAGUGAAGGAAGAGUAGAGAUUUUAUACAAUGGCCAAUGGAACACUAUCUGUGAUACCUGGAAUCCUGAAACAGCGCAGGUUGUAUGUCGUCAGCUCGGCUAUGACACUGAUAAUGUUGUACCAAGGGGCUAUGCCUACUAUGGUGAAGGAUCAGGACCAAUUCAACAAGUCCAGUGCUCCGGUUGGGAGUAUACCUUGGAUCACUGUUCUCUGUCUUCAGGGGAUUCCGUAUGCAGGCACAUUGAGGAUGCAGGAGUAAAAUGCGGAACAUCAGGAACAUCUCCUCGGGUAAUCGGAUCAAUGUCAUUCGUCGGAGUGUCCUUGUUUCUCCUAACCAUCAUCGCCAUAGUUGCUGUUGUGUUCGUGUGCAAUCAACAAAAGAUUUCUCCUUCAGCAGCUAUGGGAAUGCAACAGUUAACUACUCUUACCACUAACCCUGCACUUCAUCCAGCAUCAACCAUGCCCAUGCCUGCACCCGUCUGCGUCGAUGUACCUGUUUAGAUGGUGGACAGAAACCCACGUUUGCUUAUUAGAAGAUUCCACCUGCCAUUCUAAAAGGUGUGCCU